Messenger RNA from Cyprinus carpio (common carp), 3371 nucleotides. RefSeq names its product IKBKB interacting protein (gene ikbip). NCBI's taxonomy places the organism in Eukaryota, Metazoa, Chordata, Actinopteri, Cypriniformes, Cyprinidae. The record is from RefSeq and is a predicted model, not a curated record.
GAUCCCUGUGUUGCACAGAUAUGAAUAAAACAUUUUUAUUUUGAGGUAUUAUAAUGUAAUAACAUUGCAGAUGUUUCCCGCUCUUCCUCCAUUUAAGUCUCAGAGUGCUGUUUGACUUAUUAACUAUUAUUAAAAAAAAAACCCAUCUAAAAACCACACGCAGCUGUGAUUGGUCAGUUCUAACCAGCGCUGAGAAAAGUAACAGGUAUCACGUGACAGGGCUGCCUAUGUGCCGUUUCAACAAAAAUAAUCUGUAGCGAAGCAGUCAUAUCACACUCAUUAGCUUUAAUAAACACUGAAAUAAGCAGAAACAGUACAGAGUUAAAACAGCAUAUUUAUUAUUUGGACUCGCCUAAGCCCCGCCCACCCCGUUACGUCAGUCCGCGCCUCUGCUCUGAUUGGCUUUCGCCGGAACGUCUGCGUGGCGGUUUCAGCCUCUGACGAGAGAUAACCUCCUUCUCAAACAGCAGUCUUCCUCCGCGUUACUCUCAAAACUCGUGCGCGUCAGUCAUGCAGGUGAGCGGCGCGAGGCAGCGGCAGAAGAGUGCUGUGGAGCGGCGGCGGAGCGGGGAGCGGCGCACGGAGGACGCGGAGCGGCGGGCCCCUCGCUUCAGUCCCGGGGUCCGGCUCUGCGUCGCUCUGCUGGGUGUCUCCGCGGCGCUCAUCAUCGCGUGGCUGCUCGUUCAGCAGGAGGCGAAGCUCGCAGAAGUCACCCAGAAGUACGAGCGCAGCCUGCACGAGCUGGAGGAAAAGAUGGAUGAAAUCUCCCAGAAGUGUGUGCUGUUGUCCGCUCCGGCCGUCUCUCAGAUGGAGGCUCUGGAGGUGGAGGUGGCUCAGCUGCAGGAGCGCUUCUCCAGUCUCGCGGGUCAGCGGCAGCAGCUCCAGCUGAACCUGAGUGCUCUGGCUCAGGCCGUGGAGGGCGUGGAGCAGCAGGCCUCCAGCGAGGUGACCUCCAGACUGGCCUCCAUCCGUACGGACGUGCGGCGCAUGGCUGGGCUGGAGGGUGAGGUGGAGCUGCUGUUCAACCAAACGCAGGCCCUGGAGGAGAAGGUGGCCCAGACGGAGAAGCUGAUGGUCAAGCGCAUCGGCGAUCUACUAGCCGGCAGCAUCGACCGCGUCUCCGCUCUGAGGAGCUCAGCAGAGAAGAGCAGCCAGCAACUGGAUCAGAUCAGUGCGCUAGUUCAGCAGCUCUCGGCGGCUCACCGUGAACUGUCCGAGCGCAUCCUGGCACUGGAGAGCGGACAGGCCAAGCUGCUGAAGACCGCCACCUUCGCCAGCGACCUCAAGCCCAAGGUCUUCUCCAUCAGACAGGACUUCGCCAUCAUCCAGCCCAAACUGGACGACCUGACGCUGAGGAUCGGCCUGCUUGCUGAAGACCUGAUGAGCCGAGAGGAGGAGCGGAGUCAGAGAGAGGAGAAGAUGACUCCCUGAAAGAGGAGGACGCUCAGUACAUCAAGUACAGUCCAGUCGUGCUUCAAACUGAACUACUGCUGGAGCACACUGACGUUUAGCCACAGAGCAGCUGUAAGCCUUUCAAGAGCUCCUGCGAGAAAUCUGCUGACUGCAGCAACACUGAAAUGAAGAUCAGCAUGAGAUCUGCUGUGAUACUGACUGCCAGACUCAUUCAUGGUGCUGUUGAUCAGGUUCUGCAAGAUACAUCAAAGAAUAACCAUCUACAAAGCACGGUACACUAUACCAGUCAAAGGUUUGAUGCUAAGAAUUCAGCUUUGAAAUCACAGGAAUAAAUUACAUUUUAAACUAUAUUCAAAUAGAAAUCAGUUUUUAAAUGGUAAAAAUAUUUCAACAUUUUACUGUUUUUGCUGUAUUUUGGAUCAAAUAAAUGCAGGCUUGGUGAGCAAAAGAGACUUUUUUUUAGUUGACCUCUUUGUGAGUGUGAUACUGACUUUGAGAACCACAUCUGACCAGGUCGAGUCUCAAGCUCAAGCGAUACUGACUAGUGAAUUCAGGUAAUGAAGAAGAGGACGUGGAGGGAUCUGUGUAACGGGUUCAUCUUCAACACACAGUGACCCUAAAAAUCACACAUCAAAACCAGGGUCAUCUGAGCUCAAAUGACGACCUGAGCCAGUUCUUUGUCUGUUAACUUUGUGAUCUUUCAUGGAUGAAGUCCGUUCACGUCCUGCAGAAAAACCACCACUGCAGUUAAUUACAUUCACGUCUGAACAUGUUUGACUAGCAGAGGGUGUCCAAGACUUAAAUUUACAUUUAGUCAUUGCUUCGUAUUUUAAAACCUAACAAACUUUGAACAUUUGAAACAUUUUGUGACAAAUAUGACUGCUGUUUUUCUUUGAAAUAAAUGUUGAUAUUUUUAAUGUAAAGUCAAUUUGAAUUAUUUCCAAAUACAGUAGUCAACAUUUGAAGUGGAUCAAAAAAGUUCAUCAAACUUGUCCUAAGACAAGAACGUGUUUUAGUUUUAAGAUUUAGGACAAAUUUGAUGAAAGGUUUUGAUCCACUUCAAAGGUUUACUAUAACUUCUGUGACUGCUGUGUGUUUGUGGAGUCUACUAACAAAAACAUCAGUUUUAUAAGGUCAGUUACAGACAGUUCGGCAGUAUUCAUGUAUUACAGUAGUUCUUUCUCAUUUCUACAGGAUGCUCAAAUACUCAGUGACAAAACAGUUCACUCCCAUUAUAUGAUUCAGACAGAUUCAUUUUACAGCGUUGAUUUCUAUAGUAAGCAGUCACGGACAGUCAUGAAACUUUGAUGAUCGUGAUCUCAGGGCUGUUUUUUGAUGAUCAGGAUCAUGUUUUGCAUCCAAAUCCUCCUCAACUGCUCCUGAGAGAAUCACUGCUGUAUGAAAGACAGGGUCAGUUAAAAUAACAUCAUUUGAUUUUCCAUUGAUUUUAAUCUUUUGUCAUGUUUUAAAUUGUUUUAAGUCAUCUUGAGACACUCUUAGAUGUUUGCUGAUAAAACUAAAAUUAUAUAGAAAAUGUAUUUAUAAAUGUAAUUAAAAUACAUAAAUGUGAGAAAUGCUCUCAUGUCAUUGAAAAAAUAACUGAUUCUCAUUAGUUCACUUUGAGGUGUGAAACAGUAUGUUUUAUUGUAGAUUUAUGUGUAAAUCAUGUUAUAUUAAUAUUGAUUUUUGAUGCACUUUUAGGUAUCUUAUUGGUCAUUUGACACAAUGGUUUAAAACAUUGUAUUAGAAAACAGCUACAAUCUUGAUGCGUUCAGGGAUUGUGUUUUGGUUAUGAUGCUGACCAGUAACUCUACUGAGCAAGAGCUGAUUAAUUUACACUGCUUUUCCAGGUCUACAAAUCAUACUUUUGCAAUUAUGUUUGGUCAUGUAUUCAGCUUUUUCAAGACUGUGUGAAUCUUGGUUCUUCAGUGACAAAAGGGUAUAUUAAAAUAAAAUCA